CAACAACCAAAGAUACCCUUACUAACCACGCAGCAUUCCACCAUGGCUGACGACGAUAAAUACGACGUUCUUGAAAAGAUUGGCCAGGGCUCCUUUGGCAUCAUCCGUAAGGUGCGCAGGAAGACUGAUAACUAUGUCCUCUGCCGCAAGGAAAUCAGCUACUCGCGCAUGUCGCAAAAGGAAAAGGAACAGCUCCAGGCCGAGCUAUCCAUCCUAAAGGAACUGCGUCAUCCCAACAUCGUCGCCUACAUCGACAAAAUCCAUCUCAAGGCUACUCAUGACCUACACGUUUACAUGGAAUACUGCGGCAAUGGCGAUCUGGGUCAAGUCAUCAAGAAGCUCAAGACCAAGAGGCAAUACGCCGACGAGGAGUUUGUUUGGAGCAUCUUCGCCCAACUCGUCACCGCACUUUACAGAUGCCAUUAUGGUCAGGACGCACCCGAGGCUGGCAAGAAUGUCAUGGGAUUGGGAAAUGAUGCCGUUCCGAUGCGCGAAAAGCAGAAGCAGCUGAUGAUUCUGCACCGAGACUUGAAGCCUGAAAAUGUCUUCCUCGGCGCGGACAAUUCGGUCAAACUCGGUGACUUUGGUCUGUCCAAAAUCCUCCAAUCUCACGAUUUCGCCUCAACCUACGUCGGCACUCCCUACUACAUGUCGCCCGAAAUUUGUAUGUCGGAAAAGUACACGCUCUACUCCGAUAUCUGGGCACUUGGCUGCAUCAUGUACGAACUAUGCACUUGGCGGCCACCAUUCGACGCAAAGACCCAUUACGACCUCAUUCAAAAGAUUCGCCUUGGCCGUUUCGACCCACUUCCCGCCGUAUAUUCGCCCGAGCUGAGAAAGGUGGUGGACAGCUGUCUUCAGGUCAAUCCUACCAGGAGACCGGAGACGGCUCAACUGAUGAACUUGCCAAUUGUCAAAUUGAUGAGGAAGGAACAAGAGGUUGUUCAAUUGGGUCAACAAUUGAAGAAGGAAAAGGACUUGGCCAAACAAAUGACCAAGGAGAUGACUGAGAAGAUGGUCGAGAUGGAAAAAGAAAAAGAGGCCAUUCGUAUCGCCGUUGACGCACAAGUCCGGCGUGAGUGGGAAGUCAAGGCGCGCUUGGAAAUCGACCGCCAAGUCCAGCUGGAAUUAGAGAAGCUGCUCGCUCGCCGCUCCGAACUGGAAGUUGCCCAGCGUCUGCACGCCAUCAAGCUCAACACCAAUGCGCCUGCAGUCGCGCCCGUUGCGCCCGCUGCGCCCGUUGCGCCAGUUGCCCCCGCACUCAACUUGUCCGCAGUCAACUUGCCCAUCGCCAACUUGUCCACCACAAGCCACAUCGAGAGUUCCACCCCAUUGAUGGAGGCCGAGCUCCACCCUAACUCCAGCACGAGCACCCUCGGCGAGUCCUCCGAAUUCCCUUCUCAGACGGACAUUUCUUCAUUCGACCUCGAAUCUCCCGUCCAGCAGGUCCCUCAACCCCAGCCCAAGCCCAAGGCGGCCACCCCCGCAAAGGCACGGCCAGCUAGGACAGGUUUCCAGCGUGCGCAUACCACGGCCUUCAACGAGUACGCACCGUCUCCCAUGGACAUUCACAUGUCCGACCAAUCUCCCAUUUCUCUGGCUGGAUUGUCCCUAUCUCCUCGCCGCGAGACUGCCACCGCCGAACCCAGGACGCGUCGCAACAUUUUCGCCAAGGCUGCCACUCGUUGGGAGCCGACCAACAUGUCGUCUCCGCCAGCUUCGCCGACGGCCGAGUUGCCCGCCUCUCCCAUUGCCGACAUAUCGGCCGAUGAUGAAGACGAUGAUAUACCCGCUUUACCCAGCCCCACGCGCGCUAGGAGCUCCAACGGCAUUCGCAAGUCCCCGGACAAUGACCCCUUCAAGGUUCUGGCCGCCCACGAGGGUCGCAACUCCAACAAGCCGGUCUUUGCCCGCCACAAUCAGAUCAAGCCACUACCGAACCGCAACCCCUCCGCGCCCGCGAAUGCGCGCUUUGCGAGCGGCCCGACGACGCGCCAGAGGCCCAGCAGCACCGUGCCCGUUGUCGCGACAUCUCCGGCGCGUCGCCGCAGCACCAAGAUCCCUGGCGUCGAAAGCCCCGGCCGCAAGACUUCAUCCAGCUCCGAUGGUGCCACUGGUACCAGCAGCUUGGACUUCUCACGCGAGACAGCAGCAUCGGCGCUGCGUAGCAAGAAGGGCAACAUGAACACGCUGCGCCAGCAGGCCGUGCACAACAACAAACUGGCGGGACGGACCUUGGUGGAGCUUGCGCAGGGCCGGGCUACGGCACCGUCUACGGGCUCGUCGUCGGACGAGGGCGAGAAUGCCAAGCCUGUUGGAAAGGGCACGAUCUCGUAUGCAAGCCAAGUCGCGAAGUGGGAGCUUGAAGACCCGGAUUGUCCGAGUCCAUUCCUGCGGAAGAAGACUGACGUUGUGGGGUUGAGGUAA
Molecule: messenger RNA, 2427 nt
Organism: Aplosporella prunicola CBS 121167
Lineage: Eukaryota; Fungi; Ascomycota; Dothideomycetes; Botryosphaeriales; Aplosporellaceae
Exons: 5
Coding region: 43-2427 (794 amino acids)
Biological process (GO): protein phosphorylation
Molecular function (GO): ATP binding; protein kinase activity
Source: RefSeq, a predicted model, not a curated record